CAAGUCAACCAAACGUUUGGAGAGACCCCCCCUUAAACAAACAGACCGGCGGCCUCUGCUCAGACUACACUGACAGUCAUAUGCAGCUUGUUCCAGUUCCGCACCGGCGCACGUUAGGGUAACUAACAAAACAAAUUCGAAGUGAAAAAAUACAAAUACGGCAGACCGGCGAAGUCCUGCAUCGAUUUUUUUUUUCUCUCACUCCCUUUGCUGAGACUUCCAGGCUGGACAACCGAGGAUGUACAGGGAGAUACGGAUCGGGAAUGGUCAGCGAGCCGGAUCGAUGCUCUUAUCGGUGUAGACGACGCCGCCGCCGGCAGAGGCGCACCCCCACCAUCACACCCACGCAAACAAAACUGCUUCUUUUUCGCAUGAACCCUGUCAGGAUUCGGCUCCGCUCGUCGGUCGUUCCCCAAGAGUCAGGAUGAGGAAACCCAAAGUCACCCGGGUGGGUUUCGCCUUGUGUCUGGGGUGUUUCAUUAUGGUCCUCCUCUACUUUAACAGCAGCCUGAAGCCAGCCUCGGAGCCGGUCGGCGAAAGAAGCAGUGGACAGAAGUCGCGGAGGAGCCCUCUUCAGACGCUCUAUGAUGGCGACCAGGUGGAGUCAGCAAUACAGGCGAUCCAUCAGGGCCGACGAGAGGUGUUGGAAGAAGCCUGCCGCUCCUACACCCGCAAACGCAGAGUCCUCAUCCCCGAAGACCUGAAGCACGUCAUCGUGGACGACCAGCACGGCUUGCUGUACUGCUACGUGCCCAAAGUUGCCUGCACCAACUGGAAGCGGGUGCUCAUGGUUCUGACGGGCGUCACCGGGUCCCGCCGAGACCCACUGGCGAUCCCCGCCAACGAGGCCCACAUCUCGGGGAACCUGCGCACCCUGUCGGAGUACUCCACCUCACAGAUCAACCAGCGCCUGCGCUCCUACCUGAAGUUCGUCUUCGUCCGUGAGCCCUUUGAGCGGCUGGUGUCUGCGUACCGCAACAAAUUCACACGCAGCUACAACACCGCCUUUCAUAAACGAUACGGCACAAAGAUUGUGCGGCGGCACAGGCCAGACCCACAGCCGGAAGCCCUUGAAAGAGGGAACGACGUCUCCUUCGAGGAGUUUGUGUAUUACCUCGUGGACCCGGCGACCCAGCGCGAGGAGCCCUUCAACGAGCACUGGGAGCGGGUGCACUCGCUGUGCCACCCCUGCCUCAUCCACUACGACGUGGUGGGUAAAUACGAGACGCUGGAGCAGGACUCCCGUUACGUGCUACAGCUGGCCGGGGUGGAGGACCAGGUCAGCUUCCCCGCCUCUUCCAAGAGCACCAGGACUACCGGAGACAUGGCGGCCCAGUUCUUCCACAACAUCAGCCCCUUCUACCAGAAGAAGCUGUACAACCUCUAUCGCAUGGACUUCCUGCUCUUCAACUACUCAAUACCAGCCUACCUCAAGUUCAGAUGAGGCUGGGACAUUCGCUCAUCUAGGGACUGGACUAGAACAUGUGGAGCCGGGACUUUUGAAAUAACUUUUUUGAGAGGUUUCUCUCUGUGUGGGCCUUAUUACGGACACUGCAAGUACUGUUGAAGAUGUAUCUUCCAAAGUAAAUUCAUUUUUACAGACUGAAAAAAGUACAAACAGGAGAGGACGUUUAAUCACCACAUGACAAUAUUAUAUUUAACUGUAAAUGGGGAUCCAGCGGAUGUUGGUCACUGCCUUUUGAAAGUGUGAAAUACCAUUCAACUUUUGGUUUAAUUUAAUUUUGCCAUCUGCUGUUUUUAAGAGUAUAAUUCACACAUAAAAUGUAAUCUGCAUUAACUAAAUGACAGUAUUGAAAUAGUUUUCAGACAGCGAAAGUCUCCAAACAUACGUGCCUCUGAUUAUUUUCGACAACUUUUGUAAACUGUGACAUUGUGUAACAAUGACAUUGUCUUUAUUUAUUGUGUUAUUGACAAACCAAAAUAGAUCGAUAGUUUCUCUCACAAUUUUCCAAUAAAUGCAUUUCAGCGAGCGUUUGUUUACUUAAAUGUAAUAAAUAUUGGAUUGGUGAUCGGUUUGGAGGCAGCAUUCCUAAUACUUGAAACUUUACAGAUAUCCUUCAAAAUACAGCAAUUAUGACUUACA
Messenger RNA from Cyclopterus lumpus (lumpfish), 2104 nucleotides. RefSeq names its product carbohydrate sulfotransferase 11 (gene chst13). The coding region runs from base 425 to 1444 and encodes 339 amino acids. Gene Ontology annotation, molecular function: sulfotransferase activity. The transcript has 3 exons. Gene Ontology annotation, cellular component: membrane. Gene Ontology annotation, biological process: carbohydrate biosynthetic process; proteoglycan biosynthetic process. The record is from RefSeq and is a predicted model, not a curated record. NCBI's taxonomy places the organism in Eukaryota, Metazoa, Chordata, Actinopteri, Perciformes, Cyclopteridae.